ACAUUGACAUUAUUCCGGUGUGGCUUGUGGGUUUAGGACGUCCAUUUUGUAGCAUUCAUCGAAACGUGAAAUAAAUUUCGAAAAUAAAUAUAAUAAUCAUAUUGUGUAAUUUUUUAGACAAUAAAAGUGUGUACAAAUAUUGCUGUAGUGAAAAUAUACGAUAAAACGUUAUGUAAUUGUGCUACUCAUUAAUUGCAUUCGGGAACAAUAUUGUUUUUAAUGUGCUAUUUUUUGAAAGUGUUUUGCGCUCUUACUGAAAUUAUUUUAGUCGGUUUAUAAUAAAAUAUCCUUCAAAAUGGAUUUUGCCCAACCACCACCAAAUAUGGGGAUGCCUCCCCCUAAUUUAGCAGUUGGCCCACCUAUGGCUCCGAUGCAAGGUUACGGUAAUAGACCGCCGUUUAGGCCCUUUGUGAAUAUUCACAAGCCUCUACCAGGUCCGUUAAGUAACAUGACUUUGGAAGAUUUUGAUGGAAAAAGAUUACGAAAGUCUGUCAUGAGAAAAACUGUAGAUUAUAAUUCAUCUAUAAUAAAAGAGUUAGAAAAUAGAGUAUGGCAAAGAGAUUAUAGAGAUAGAAGAGCCCUACAGCCAGAUGCCAUGUAUUAUCCAGACUUAAUGCCUCCCCCUAGUUAUCCUGAUAAUCCUAUUAAUUGUGUUACUACUAGAUUUGUAAAAACUGCUACAAAUAAAAUGAGGUGCCCAAUUUUCUGUAUGGCCUGGACACCCGAGGGCAGAAGGCUGGUAACUGGUGCUAGUUCAGGAGAAUUCACAUUAUGGAAUGGAUUAACAUUUAAUUUCGAAACUAUCUUACAGGCACAUGACAGUCCAGUCAGGACGAUGGUAUGGAGUCACAAUGACAGCUGGAUGAUAACAGGUGACCAUUCUGGUUAUGUCAAAUAUUGGCAGUCGAACAUGAACAAUGUGAAGAUGUUCCAAGCGCACAAAGAAGCACUUCGAGGCAUAAGCUUCAGCCCUUCGGACAACAAAUUCGUUACGUGUUCAGACGAUGGUACUUUGCGGAUAUGGGACUUUUUCCGGUAUCAAGAGGAGAAGGUACUUCGAGGACAUGGUGCUGACGUGAAAUGCGUUCAUUGGCAUCCUCAGAAAAGUCUUAUUAUAUCUGGAAGCAAAGACAAUCAGCAACCGUUAAAAUUAUGGGACCCGAAAAGCGGACAAUCGUUAGCCACUUUGCAUGCCCAUAAAUCAACUGUGAUGGAUCUAAAAUGGAACGAGAACGGCAACUGGUUGAUAACCGCAUCCAGAGAUCAUCUUCUUAAAUUGUUCGACUUACGAAAUUUGAGCCAAGAAGUGCAAACGUUCCGAGGACAUAAGAAAGAAGCAUCGAGUGUUGCUUGGCAUCCAAUCCACGAGGGUCUAUUUUGUAGUGGUGGUUCAGAUGGUGCUAUUAUGUUCUGGCAUGUGGGAGCGGAUAAAGAGGUGGGAGCUAUAGAACAGGCACAUGACAGUAUCGUCUGGACCUUAGCGUGGCACCCUUUAGGCCAUAUCUUGUGCUCGGGCUCCAACGAUCAUACCAGUAAAUUUUGGACAAGAAAUCGACCGGGAGAUCAGAUGAGGGAUAAGUAUAACUUGAAUACCCUACCAGCUGGAAUUGCUGGCUUAGAAGACAUUGAUAUGGGAGAAGAACCAAUUUCAAUUAUUCCUGGAAUGGGUCCGGAAGAUAAAGUUGAAAUAACAUCAAUUCUUACGGACGAAAAUCAAGCCAUUCCUGGUUUGGAUUUGGACGGAGUAGUCAACGAAGAGAAAGCUAAACCCAAAAAGGUGCCUUUCAGUAAGCCCAUACCUCGUAAUUUCCAAGCUCAAUGGAAUGAAACAAACGAUGACACUGCUGGAGCUCUUAAUGAAGUAAUCACCCAACUUGUAGUUGAAAAUACUCCAGGAGCGGUUCCAUUGAACGAUAUUGCACCAAAUGCUCUUUAUAUUUAUGAUAAAGUAAUACCAGUAGAACCUGGUUCAAAAUUACAACAGGCACUAGCCAGCGGUCUAGAUGCUCUCAACAAACUUAUAGCGUCAGGGGAAGUAGAGGAGUUAUAUGAUGUAAUGCCCAUUAAUGACGAUGAAGACGGAGAAGAUACCAAAAACCAAGAAUUAGGUGAUAGCGACAUGCGCGAUAAAAAAGACGUAGAUUUCAGAAACGAUAGAAGUUUCAAAGGUUCUCGAUUUUCUGAUUCCAACGAUUUCGAUGCGAGACGGUCACUGGGGGAUGAAGAUUUAAGGCUUAGAGACCGCGACGAAGACUUUAGGUUUCGAAAGGAGGAUGAUGAUUUUCGAAAAGGAUCCAUGCAUGAGGACAAAUAUAGACGUGAUGGUGAUUACAGACGUGACGACAAUUACAGACGGAAUGAAAGACGCGAUGACUAUAGGCGCGAUGAAGACUACAGACGUAACGACGAUUAUAGGCGCGAUGAUGAUUACUUUGAAGAUAGCCCAGGUAAAUCAGGGAACUGGUCACGAAACGGCAAAUUUGGAAAUAGUUUCAGGGGUAAAAGAUCCGACAAACCCCCUUAUAAUUCUAGCUUUAGCGGAAGAAAGUUUGGACCCUCAGAUAGCCCAGAAUGGGACGAUACAGACCCUUUCGACGUCAUAAGCCAAGAAAAAUGGGAUAAUCGCAGCGAUGAUGACUUUAACGAAGAUUGGGAUCUCGAUGAUGAAGAUUUGGAUAGCGAAGACUUACUUGACGAUGAAGACAAUUGGUUAGAUAGUCCAAGAUUUAGUCGAGGCAGAGGUCGGAGGGAUGAGAGAGGAAGAGGUCGAGGAGGAAGAUCACGAGGUGGGCGAGGUAGAGGUGGUUUCGGGAGAGGAAGAGGUGAUCGCGGGGGUCGAAGAGGCAGCAGAGGUGGAAGGAGAGGUGGAAGCAGGGGAAGAUAUUCUUAGUGAAUUAGAUUAUAGUUUUCAUACAACUGAAUGUACAUAUAUCUUGCUUUUCGUCUUGAGUUUUUUGUUUUUAAAUGAAAUUAGAAACAUUUUUAAAAACUUGAUAUGAUUUCAAGUUCCAAGGGAUAUUUAAUGAUUUUUAUUUAAUUUACUUUUAAAAACAUAGCUGUGAAGUACUUAAACAUUUAUGAGAUUCAUAUGAAAAGGGUCAAGCUCAGUUUCAUAGGUAGCAAUUAAUAAUCUUCAUAGUGGAACUUACUUACUUAUCCUCUUCGUUACCACUGGAACAUAGGGCAUCUACUAUCACCCUCCAUUUUUGCAAAUCUUGUUCUUUUUCUUCUUGUGACUUCUUUCCAGGUUAGGCCGAUGUUUUCUGCUUCUUUGAUAAUUGUUUUCUUCCAUAUGUACAUAUUUAUCGGCCUCCCUUUUUCUUUUUUCCUGGAGGUUGGAAUUCCAAUGCUUAUUUUGUUAUAUCUGUAUCCGGUCUCCGCAGAGUAUGGCCCAACUAUUUCCAUCUUCUCUUUCUUAUUUCUUUAUGUAUUGGUUCUUAUUUAGUUUUUUUUUCAUAAGUUUGAGUUUGAAUUUUUCAUAAGCAUUUAUUAAUGGAGGAUUGAAUCGUUCCAGUAUUGUGUUUUGUUAUUCUCCAAGUUCGUGAUAAAACCUCACACUCCUAAAAUAUUGUUAAAAAACUUGCAGAUUCUGGUUUUUAAAAUUUUGAAAUUAUGAAAAGUAUUGUAUCAUUUAAAUAUUCUUCAAACAAAUUUUAAUAUUUUUUAUAUUAUAGCUUUUUUAGUCGUCUUUGUCAAUGUUUUCCAUCUAGAUGAACUUGUUUAUAAGUAUUCUAAACUUCAUUCAAUGAAAAAGAAAUAAAAGAAAUAAUAGAGAAACUAAAGAAAAACAAGAGCCCAGGUAAGGAGGACGUAACAGCUGAAAUGUUUAAAUAUGGAGGACCAGUACUAAUUAAGCAUUUGGAAAAGCUGAUAAAAGAAAUUUGGGAACAAGAAGACUUACCAAAAGAAUGGACUGUAGCCACACUGUGUCCAAUUCACAAAAAAGGCGACAAAAGUUUAUGCCAUAAUUACAGGGGAAUAGCCCUACUAAACGUUGCAUAUAAAAUACUUGCAGUAUAUAUAAAAGACAAGAUAACACAAAAGAUAGAUAAUGACAUGGGAGAAUAUCAAUGUGGAUUCAGAAGAGGACGCAGCACUGUGGAUCAAAUUUUCCUGCUGCGUGAAAUACAAGCGGAAAGCUACGAAUACGGGAAAUCUACAAUGGCCCCAUUCAUUGACUUUAAACAAGCUUUUGACAGAGUUAAACGGACAGAAAUAUACAAAGCACUAUGCGAAAUUGGAAUUAGUAAGAAAUUAAUAAAGAUGGUAAAAGUUACACUCAGAGAAACAGAGAACAGGGUUAAAAUAAAUGGAAAGGAAACAGACAAGUUUAGGGUCGGUGAAGGGGUACGACAAGGAGACCCACUGUCAUCACUGUUGUUCAGUAUCCUUCUUGAAAUGGUCAUCAGAGAAGCCGAAAUUAACAGGACAGGACUUGUAUACCAACGAAAACACCAAUGCUUGGCAUUCGCUGAUGACAUAGUAAUGAUAGCCAGAAGUAAACAAGAAUUAAAAGAAAUACUAAAAAGACUAGAGGCGAUAGGAAGAAAGAAAGGGAUGUACAUAAACGAAGAAAAGACUAAAUUUAUGGAAUGGACAGAACGAGAAUACACACAAGGACAAUAUCGGACAAUAAACAAAGAGGCAAAAAUAUAUGAAUUCAAAGAAGUAGAGAGAUUCCAAUAUCUAGGAGCGACAUUCACUAGGAGACCAAAUAUAAAAGAAGAAAUCCAAGCGAGAAUUAUGGCUGGUAAUCGUUGUAUCUUUGCUCUAAACAACUUAUUAAGAAAUAAGAACAUAUCUAGAGGGGCUAAGAUAAGAAUAUACAAGACAGUGAUAAGACCUAUAGUCUUGUAUGCCAGUGAAACAUGGACGAUGAACAAAUCCGAGCAAGUCAUGCUUAAAGUGUGGGAAAGAAAAGUCCUAAGAAAAAUAUUUGGCGGAAAGAUAUGGAAUGGAAUGUGGAUAAGAAGACCAAAUGUAGAAUUGGAGAGGAUGUAUGGUGAACCAAACAUAGUAGGGAUCAUAAAAUCACAAAGACUGAGAUGGUUGGGACAUAUCCAAAGGAUGCCAAACACGAGACUUCCCAAAAAAUACUAACGGGAGGAAUAGGAGGAAAGAAGAAGAAAAGUAGACCGAAAACCAGAUGGAAGAAAGAUGUUGAAAAAGACAUAGAAGAACUGAAAAUCACAAAUUGGAAAAAUAAAGCAGCAAAUAGGAGAGAUUGGAAAGGAAUAGUAAACCAAGCCAUGGGCCUUCUAGGCCUGGAGAGCUAAGCUAUAUAUAUAUAUACUUUUCAUUCGAUAAUUAUCUAUUGCAGUAGUAUAAAUUCGUCGGCUUAGUGACACAGAAAUGUAACUACAUUUUGUCUCGUUUUGGGAUAUGUACACUACUGAACUUACCUUAGUGAGUUCUUUUGAGUGACACCUCUUUCUGAACACCUAAAACCCCAGUGAGGAGUUACGAAAACUCCUCACUACGAAACUCACUAAGGUAAGUUCAGUUUCGUAGAUUGAACUUCAAAACGUGAAAUGUAGUUACAUUUGUGUGUCUCUAAGCCGACGAAUUGUAAUUUGUAAACAACUUUACUAUUUUGCUAUUCAACACUGUUUUUACUUAAUGUCUUCUAUCUAGAUGACCUUGUUUAUAAGUAUUAUUGUGGUUUAUUUUUCAUUUUAAUUUAUGAGUUAAAUUAGUCUCUUAUCGAAUAUAAUGAAACACAAACAACACAUCAAACUUAUUCUGAAAGUAUUUCUUGUCAUGUUAUAUUUCAUUAGCUUUUGGUGUAAUAAACCACAACCUAUCAAAUUCAAUAUCAAAAUUGGAAAUGAUUGCGUAACUAAAUUAUUCCUCCCUUCAGCUAAUUUUCAACCCCGUUGAAAUUAAACGUAGUUUUUUUAUCUAAAUACCAACCUGCAAUUUCCAAGUAACUCUUUACAAUCUUUACCAUCUACAAAAAUUUAAGGUGGAUUUUAGCGUGGAAAUACAAGAUUAUAUUGUCGAAAUACAAGGCAAUAAUCAAAUUUCUAACUUUGUAAGAAAGGUUAAUUUAUUGUCUGCUAUUAUCUUUGCUAUUUCUAUUGUUGACAUUCAAAUUUAUUGCAUUUCCAUUUUUGUUGACAUUAAUUUUGAUUUCUAAAUAAGAAAAGGCUUCCUUGGCUAACCUUGCUAUAUGCAACCCGUCAUUACAUUCCGAAUCCGAAAAUUGUUCGCGGUGAAUAAAAUCCUGAACAUGUCCAGGAUUAGUUUACGUUGCGUCUGAGCCUUGGAAACUAAUCUCUAACUUACUCUGAAUACGUUUGUAUUCGCAUCACAGUAUUAUCUGUGAAUUUUCGCAUAUAAUACUGUGAUGUUAUGCUUUUUCUCAUGAGGAUCUUUCAGUGCGUCACAGUUUUUCGAUUUCUUUCUAACGUGUUAAAUUGCAUGUGACAGAAAAAACGCACGUCGGUGAUUACAUUUCGUCGGUGACAUUUAUAACAUUUAUUCUAGUUGUCAAUAGAUGGCGCUAUAAUCGAAAUAAAAAUUAUUUUCGAAUUAUAUAAUAUAUCUACGAAUAUAAUCUGUACAAUUUAUAAGACUAUACAAAUCAAAGAAAAUACCAUUUUAUAAAUGCAAUAAACAGAAUUGAUUUGUUUUUAUGCCAAAUUGCAAAUAAAAUUUGACAACUGUCAGAUUUAACUAAAAUGUCAUGUCACUAAAAUGUAUAUUAUCACGGACUUACCUUUUUUUCUAUCAUUUGUGACGCACUGAAAAAUGCUCAUAAAAAGAAGCAUAUACAAAGUACUUGUGUUUCUUCGAAUAAAAUUUAUUGUGAUUUGGUAUUCUACAGAAUAUACCGUACAUAAGACAACAAUCAAAAUUUUAUUCAAAGAAAAACAGGUGUUUAUUACACUACUAUACACGAAUGUUCAAAGAGUCUAUCGGAAUUUUAAAACACAUCAUGAUUGGACUGCCUUCUAGUAUGGCAUUGUUCUUCUAACUCUUUUCCCUGAAACGGCUUUAGUUUUGUCAGUUUCUGUUAUAUGUGCUGUGUUUCUUAGUCAUAAGGAUCUUAAAUAUAGGAGUGUUAUAAUUUCUUGUAUCUGUUAGGAUUGAUUUACGUGUCUACUUCUUAUCGACCAUAAUUUAUAGAAAUUUUGUAAUGUUACAUAGGUACUUGAAAGCAUAUUCUAUAUAAUAUGUUAGGUAGAGUUUACCACUAAUGAGAUAUAAUUGCUUUUUCCUUUGUUUUGUAUAUUAGAAAUCAUUAAAUGUUUGAGUCAGUUACAUCAUAAAGUAAAAUUUCGCAUGUAUUGUGAUAAAGGUUAUUAACCAUAAUUCCACUUAUAUAUGUUAAAAAGUUCUUCUCUUUUUAAUUCUGUUCUUUUUCUUUUUAGUCAUUAUCAACUGAAAUAUUAUAAAUUCAAAUUUUUUUAAUUGUAUUUUGUUUUCGUAAAUAUAAUUAAAAUAUAUAAA
Messenger RNA from Diabrotica virgifera virgifera (western corn rootworm), 7455 nucleotides. It is a transcript of the gene Wdr33, whose product is annotated as pre-mRNA 3' end processing protein WDR33. Gene Ontology annotation, molecular function: protein binding. Gene Ontology annotation, cellular component: mRNA cleavage and polyadenylation specificity factor complex. The transcript has 12 exons. The record is from RefSeq and is a predicted model, not a curated record. NCBI's taxonomy places the organism in Eukaryota, Metazoa, Arthropoda, Insecta, Coleoptera, Chrysomelidae. Bases 296 to 2890 code for a protein of 864 amino acids.